This is a messenger RNA of Ochlerotatus camptorhynchus, 678 nucleotides long. RefSeq lists its product as uncharacterized. Gene Ontology annotation, molecular function: protein dimerization activity. The record is from RefSeq and is a predicted model, not a curated record. Lineage: Eukaryota; Metazoa; Arthropoda; Insecta; Diptera; Culicidae. The transcript is spliced from 2 exons. The coding region runs from base 1 to 678 and encodes 225 amino acids.
AUGACCGCAUUUGGCAGAGUAUCUGCGUUAGAAUCGAACAUGUUCCGAACUGCGAUCCUGGAAUCCAUGCAACAUCGUGAAAAAGCCCUGUUCGGUAAUUACGCUUUUCAGACAGCGGUGUUCAUGGAUCCCCGGUUUUCAUUUCAUGGUUCGAAUUUAUUCUCAUCGUCGCAGAAAGAACGCAUAGUAUUAUGUGAUUAUUUGCUAGCAGUGUACAAUAAGCUUACCAACAAAUCACAAACAUCGCAUCAAGAUCCAUCACCUCUACCAGCAAAUGAGGGUGUGCCAUCUACAUCACAGGGCAAGUUUAGCCUCAAUUGUUACUUGUCUUCGAGGCUCGGCGAAAGCUCUGCAACGAUUCCAAAAAGCAACACCUUAGAAAUUAGGCUAAGGAAUCUCCAGUACCAACAACGGGUAGAUGCUGAUAUUCAAGAUUUCAGUAUCGUGCAUUACUGGGCUCAAAAACGCUUUGAAGAUUCAGAGAUGUGGAAACUGGCCAGGGUUGUAUUCGGUGCAGCAGCGACGCAAUGUACUGUAGAACGUGAUUUCAGCCAAUUCAACAUUGUACUGACAAAACCAAGAAACCGUCUUAAGGAUCAAAAUCUCGAGAACGUCCUUAAGAUUAGAGCCAACAAAGGUAUGAUUCAGGAAGCUCUCUGUGCAGCUUUGCAAGAAUGA